AGGCCCAUUAGCCAAAGGCACUUACCUGAGUCUCCACAAGGUGAAAACAUUCAGUCACAUGUUUUCAUGGUUGGGAUUUUCUUAUUUUACUCAAUGAGUGUUUGAAUAAGAAGUAAAAGUACACUCCAGAGAGAAGGAGAUGGACAUGUCAGCCAUCCUCCUGGUAUUCUUAUUGUUAUACCUUGGCCUCAAUGAAUGCAGCAAAAUAAAAGCACUAUGAUCAACCUCCCGCUGUGUGUAGCUGCUGUGUGGAUUUUACAAACAGGUGUGCAGGUAGGUGUGGUCUGUGCAGGAGGAUCUGGAAUCAGUGACGAGACCAGAGUUCAUCAGGAGAAGCUCUGAAAAGUUUUGUCUGUCUAACUUGAGAUAAGAUCUUAAGAUGCCGAGGCCAAACUUUUUGCUGAUCCUGCGUGUUGCUCUCUUGUGGGUCUACCUUCUUCUCCCCGUGCUGUUCUGUGACAACCUGCGGUGUUACUACAGUCCCAUCCUGGAGAAGGAGAAGAAGUUUGACCUCAUCGUGACAGAGUGCCCUCCCGAAGAGCUGUGCUACAAGGCAGAUGGACGCUACGGAAACCACAGCGCCCUGUCAGCAAGAGGCUGCAUGGCGAAGAAGGACUGCGGCCAGGUUCACAAGAUCCGCAUCAAGGGAACCGUGUACACUAUGAGCUACAGCUGCUGUAGUGGGCCGUACUGCAACUCCAGCCCGGGGGUGGCAGCCACAUCGCUGUACAUCACUGCAGCACUGGUGACUGUCGCUGUGAUGGCCGGCAACUUGUGAUUUAAAACUCUGGGCUCCUUGAGGUGGAGGGAGGAUUCUUAGGUAGCUGAUACUCUGGUAUCUCAGCAGCCUCUGCAUGAAGCAAUGUAGAGGAUCUGCAGAGCUGUACUGUGUAUACCCAGUCUGACAACACUGAGGUGUGCACCAAGGUGACGGCAGAUAUUUUAACAUAGAUUUUUAAAAUUAUUCAAUGUAUUUUUAUGAUAAUUUAAUAAAUAUUUGAGUGACAAACAAG
Molecule: messenger RNA, 1013 nt
Organism: Notolabrus celidotus (New Zealand spotty)
Lineage: Eukaryota; Metazoa; Chordata; Actinopteri; Labriformes; Labridae
Gene: bncr
Product: bouncer
Exons: 2
Coding region: 380-778 (132 amino acids)
Source: RefSeq, a predicted model, not a curated record